This is a messenger RNA of Baudoinia panamericana UAMH 10762, 702 nucleotides long. RefSeq lists its product as uncharacterized. The transcript has a single exon. The record is from RefSeq and is a predicted model, not a curated record. Bases 1 to 702 code for a protein of 233 amino acids. NCBI's taxonomy places the organism in Eukaryota, Fungi, Ascomycota, Dothideomycetes, Mycosphaerellales, Teratosphaeriaceae.
AUGGCGUCACCCAAGCAGACCCAGACGCCUCGAGCAGUCGCGAGAGGCAAGGCUUCAGCCCUAAUAGCGGAGUUUGAAGAGUCCGGUUCCUCGUUUGGCAGUCUGUCCAAGUUUCGUGACCUUCAUCCGACUGCGGCUGUACUCCUUUUUACACCUAUUAUCGUCCCGACAGGGUAUCAAGGCACUCACGGUCAGCAAAGUCUGCAAGUGGCAAUGGAUUUCAAAGCACCCGCGACUUCUGGUUCGAAAGACGGACACUGCGACACUGACCCGUUCGAGACGCUUGGCCGGGCGAUGAGCAAACAACACAAUCGCAUCAUGCAUGUGCCGUUUGUGCCGAGUGUCGGCUUCACGAAGACGCACGAGGCCUUCUUAGCUGCAGGAGACGCUGUCCUCGUCGUGUCGUGUGUGCCGGAGCAACUGACUGGAGGAGAAAGGUCGAGCAUCGAAGCCAUCUUGGCUAAGCAGGUCGAAUUCGGCAGAGCGGUAGCAAACAGUCUGAAAGCGAGAGCGCGCCAAGUACCCUUCACCACGUUCAGCUUCGGCAGUGACGACUGGCUGAACGAGAUCGCUCAAGGACUCAACCACGUCUGGGUUGGCGACAAAUACAAUGCGGACUCGAUCGAAAACAUCCUUACGCUACUUUUCGACGUCAAGGCUCCCAAGGCGGAGCCAGCCCCAGCAAAAUCUGCUCAGUCAUAG